This is a messenger RNA of Closterium sp. NIES-65, 639 nucleotides long. Lineage: Eukaryota; Viridiplantae; Streptophyta; Zygnematophyceae; Desmidiales; Closteriaceae. The record is from the annotation of a GenBank genome assembly.
AUGGGCGCUCUCCCCUCCCCUCGUGGCCUUUCUUCUCUCCCCUCCCAUCGUCUGCUCGCUCUCCCUCCCGUCGCCUUCUUCUCUCCCCUCCCGUCGCCUGCUUGCUCUCCCUCCCGUCACCUUCUUCUCUCCCCUCCCGUCGCCUUCACGCUCUCUCCCCCGUUGCCUUCGCGAUCUCCCUCCCGUCGACUGCGCGCUCUCCCUUCCGUCGCCUUCGCGCUCUCUCCCUCGUGGCCUUCUCGCUCUCCAUCCCAUCGCAUGGGCGCUCUCCCUCCCGUCGCCCUUGCAAUUUCCCCUCUCUUCCCGUCGCCCACUUCAUCUCCUAUCGCUCACGUCCUCCCUUCCCGUCGGCAUCGCGCUCACGUUCCUCCCUCCACUCGACAUCGCCCUCACGUCCUCCCGUCCCGUCGUUCGCCUCCUCUCUCCCAUCCCGUCGUUCACCUCUUCUCCCCUCCCACCCCAUCGUUCGCUUCCUCUCCCCUCCCAUCCCGUCUUUCGCCUCCUCUCCCCUCCCAUUCCGUCGUUCCUCCUCUCUCCCCUUUCUUCCCCCCCAAGUCCAAGGAUAUGUAUUUUAGCGCAGCUCUGCUCUCAUCUCUUGCAUAUGGGUGUGUGCUGGAUUUUCCCUGUGUUGCUGAUUGA